Gaeumannomyces tritici R3-111a-1 is the source of this 1229-nucleotide messenger RNA. RefSeq names its product integral membrane protein. The transcript has 2 exons. The record is from RefSeq and is a predicted model, not a curated record. Bases 341 to 838 code for a protein of 165 amino acids. NCBI's taxonomy places the organism in Eukaryota, Fungi, Ascomycota, Sordariomycetes, Magnaporthales, Magnaporthaceae. Gene Ontology annotation, cellular component: membrane.
GGAAAGCCCCGUCGUCAUCCCGCCCCUGCCUGUCUCGUAGCGUUUGCGUAAUGGCCGAAUCAAACACAACCACGGCGUUACGAGCUGGGCCCAGGCACAUAUAACUCGCCCGUAUUGCCACGCACAAGACACCUGCACCCAACUCUCUCUGCUCGCAUCCCGAGAUCAUCAUUUCCCUCUUCAUCCUAUUUGUGCCUACCUACACUGCUGUGCGCCACCCCCGGGGCCCUGAAAGCCACACCCGCAAGUACCAGAUACCCGGUGGUAUCAUUUUUCCUCAUCAACAUCAACAACAUCAACAAGCUCAAUAGCAGCAGCAAGACAAAGAAAGUCGCCCAAGAUGGCCAUUACGGGCCUCUUCAGCAUGAUCCUCCGCCUGGCGGAGCUGGCCUUUGGCGCCAUCGUGGCCGGCCUCACGGGCGAGUACCUGCACCACACACAGAACGCGUCGGCCUGGGACAACGGCCGCCACAUCUACACCAUCGUCGUGGCCGCCAUCUCCAUCCUGCUGGCCAUCGUGUGGCUGUUCCCCUUUAGCGGCAGCUUCAUCCACUGGCCCACCGACUUUAUCAUCUCUGUUAUGUGGUUCGCCGUGUUUGGUCUGCUCGUCGACUGGCUCAACGGUGCCUGCGGCGACAUCUUCGACUGGUCCGGCAUCCGCCUGCGCGGCGACGACUCGUGCGCCAAGCAAAAGGCCAUCGUCGCCUUCGCCUUCCUGUCGGCCAUCUGCUGGCUCGCCAGCGCCAUCCUCGGCAUCCUCUGGGUCCGCAAGCGCGAGAGGGCCGUGGCCACCACCGGCCACCGCCGCCGCUGGUACCGCUCGCGUGCCCGCGUCUAAGCUGCCUUGUGACCUCCUCUUACCUCUUCUCUAGGGGGAAAGAGCGGAGAAAAGGUUCUGCUACGAAGCUUGCCACGUCGAGGGAAGUGAGCUCUCUUUCAAACAUUGGCGGGAGGGACGUGAAUUGUUCAUGAGGAGACGCGCGACUGGGGGAUGACGGGGAGAGCGCCAUGGAAGAGAGUAAAGAAACAAGAUACCCUGAAACACCCACACUGCACUUGUUCCGUCCGGGUUUGGUGGUAGCAGGACAAUACCUACCUACCAACCCAUCCCCAAUGCUCGAGAUUAGUCUUUACUGCACACACUUAAGAUACCACUUGCACUUCUUUGUUUAGCCUAUUUCUCUUCUGUUAAAGCCCUAAUCAAACCUCUUCCUACCUCAUUCUCUCCC